UCUGUUAGAAUUAGAUUACCUUCUUUUGUGAUAACUUAUGCCCAAAAUCGGAGCAGUCGUGGUUGGUGUAAGCGCGGCUCCUUUGAUUGAUACUGAAUUUUUACAUGUUUAUUUUGUUUUUAGUUGUGCCUCGUUACUUAAUUUCGUAUAAUUUUGUGAAUUUUUGGUGUUUCGUGUACAUUCGACGAUUUGAAUUGUUUCCUAUGAACUUUGUGAAAUUAGUUUUGUAUCUGAAUUUCGGAAUUUUAGUCGAAUUUCAACAAUAUGAAGCGGUUCGUACGAAUGUUGGAAGAAUUGGUUUGGAUAACCCAAAAACAGAAGGAAGAAGACCUGUAAUUAACUUGUGAUGCUGUUCACAAUUAUUUUUAAAAGUUCCGAGUGAUCUCUUUCAUUUCUUUUAAAGUGGGUUAUGAGGUUACGAGUAGUUUAUAUGCCUAAAACCUCCAUGUUCAUGUAUAAUCUUGUAAGAGGGAUCAAGUUAUACUAACUCAAAGCCUCUAGAUCUUUCAUCAAUCUUCAGUUUGUUUCUUUUGCCUAUCAUGCCAGUUGCUGUUAAGGAUCAACAGGAUACGUACAAUCACAGAACAUACUUUCCCAGUGAGGAACAUGCUGGAAAAUCAACUCUCAAAGCUGAUAAGCAAGUUACUCCACCCAAACCCACAUGCCUUAAAGAGGAAAAACCAAUAAUUUGUACCAAAAAUUCACAAACUAUUGAAAGUCUUCUUCCUGAUGAAGAAGAUCUCUUCUCUGGGGUUCUUGAUGAAUUGGGUUGUACUACUGCUACUGUCAAUGGUGAUGAUGAAGAUUUUGAUCUGUUCAGCAGUAGUGGAGGCAUGGAAUUGGAAGAAAAUUCUAAAUUAUAUUUCACUCAACAGAAUCCUGCAAUUGCUAAAGGACUUAAUAACACCGAUCAAAUUCAAAUCACUACUUCAGACUUUUCAAUUUCCUCCGAACACCCUACUUUCCAUCAUCAAUCACUACCCAUCAGCCAUGAAGGUUUCUAUAAUAUGUUGAAUCCAUACAUCCCACAAAUGGAACACAUGCUUAGGGGUUCACCUUACAACACCUUCCAAAAUCAUCAUCAUCAUCUAAACCCUGUAAUCUGGUCACAUUCUCCUCCAUAUGUUCAUAAUCAAAACAUCUGUGCUCAUAGCUUCCCCAAUCUUCAUGGGUUAUCUGAAAUGCUGCCACCUGUCUUCUCAUUUUCACCUAUACAUAAACAACAAGCGAUCGGAAUCGGAAUCGGAUCACCACCAUCUUAUAUGGAGGAGUCUUGUAAACCAGAUGUUGUUAUUCCAGUAGCAUCUCCUAAUUCCAUGAUGUCAUCUCCACAUAUUAUUAAAACACAUAAAUCUCCCAAAAGGGAAACAGAAAGUACAUUGCCAUUAUCUUUUAUAAGGCCAAGGGGAAGAACAAGAAGAACCUCACAUGGUAGACAUGAAACUGUUUCUUGUCACACUCACACAGAUGACAAAAAAUAUGAACUUGAUAUUCAACGUGUCUUGCGUGGUGAAGACACUAGAACAACAUUGAUGAUCAAAAAUAUUCCAAAUAAGUAUAGUUCAGCAAUGUUGUUGGCUGCAAUUGAUGAACAUAAUCAAGGAACUUAUGAUUUCAUUUAUCUGCCUCUUGACUUCAAGAAUAGGUGCAAUAUGGGGUAUGCAUUUAUAAACAUGAUUGAUCCACUUCAGAUAGUGCAGUUUCACAAGUCAUUUCAUGGGAAAAAAUGGGAGAAAUUCCACAGUGGAAAAGUGGCAUGUCUUGCAUAUGGUCGAAUUCAAGGAAAAGCUGCCCUAAUUGCACACUUUCAGGAAUCAAGCUUGAUGAAUGAAGAUAAAUGUUGUCACCCUAUUCUCUUUACCACAAAUGGCCCAAAUGCUGGCAAUCAGGAGCCAUUUCCCUUGGGUCCAAACAUGAAUUCAAGGCGACACAAGAACAGGUGUAAUGUGCGCCAAAUGAAUGAAAACCUAGAAAUUUCAUCAACUUCGUAUGCGUGUCAAAUAAAGAACUCCAUAUAAAAAAGGGGAGAGUGUUUGGAUAAAAUAUAAAUAUCUGUAGUUGUUUGAGUAGUCAGUCACUAUCUUGAUCCAUUUUUUGUUAUUUCAAAAAUGGAUCAAAUUCCACUCCGUUGUUGUACUUGUCGCAACUCUUGUGUUGAUCCAUUUUUGAUAAAAAUUUAAGGAAUUUUAUUACUUUGA
Molecule: messenger RNA, 2198 nt
Organism: Lactuca sativa (garden lettuce)
Lineage: Eukaryota; Viridiplantae; Streptophyta; Magnoliopsida; Asterales; Asteraceae
Product: protein MEI2-like 1
Molecular function (GO): nucleic acid binding
Source: RefSeq, a predicted model, not a curated record